GACUGACGAUAAGUUGGAAAAACUUAAAACGCUUAUCUCUAAUUCUACUUAUCCAUGUGUUCAUACGUGAGACAGUUCUUUUAUCGCUCCCUCCAGCUUAUGUGGGAGGCUUCUGUCUAUCUAUGGGAGGAGUUGGAACGCAAUAGAGAGACCUACUGAUACUUUUAUUUAUUUGUGGCUUAGGUCGCUGGCACAAGGGGCCACGCUGGGACAGGUCGCAGCCACAGUUCUAUAGACAGACAUGGACUUAACAGCUGAAAAACACUCCAUACCUCUGAGUGAUGGAAACAGCAUACCUUUGGUAGGACUGGGAACUUAUGGGGACCCCCGCACGACUCCUAAAGGAACUGCAUGUGAAUCAGUCAAAGUGGCCAUCGAAGUAGGGUACAGACACAUUGAUGGAGCUUUGGUCUAUUUCAAUGAACAUGAAGUGGGACAAGCUAUAAGGGAGAAAAUUGCAGAUGGAUCUGUGAAGAGAGAGGACAUAUUCUACUGUGGGAAGUUAUGGAACACAUUCCAUCCUCCAGACAUGGUCCGACCUGCCUUGGAGAAAACUCUGCAGACACUGCAGCUGGAUUAUGUUGACCUCUAUGUUGUUGAAAUGCCCACAGCCUUCAAGCCAGGAGAUACAUUUUACCCCAAGGAUGAAAAUGGAAAGUACAUUUACCACGAGACAGAUCUCUGUGCUACAUGGGAGGCCAUGGAGGCUUGCAAAGAGGCUGGGCUAGUAAAAUCUAUCGGCGUAUCCAACUUCAACAAGCGACAACUGGAGUUGAUCUUGAACAAACCAGGGCUGAAACACAAACCUGUGUCUAACCAGGUUGAAUGCCACCCGUAUUACACUCAGCCAAAGUUGCUUGAGUACUGCAGGCAGAAUGACAUUGUCAUUGUGGGAUACAGCCCCUUGGGGACUUCCAGAGAUGCAUCCUGGGUGAACCUAAAAUGUCCCCCCCUGUUGGAGGAUGAGUUAUUGGUAUCUAUUGCUAAAAAGUACAACAAAACCUCAGCACAGGUGGGCUUAAGGUUCAACGUGCAGAGAGGAGUGGUGGUGAUCCCAAAGAGCUUCAGCCCUGCACGCAUUAAGGAGAACUUCCAGAUAUUUGACUUCGCUCUGUCAGAGGCUGAGAUGAAGGCAAUUGAGGGACUGAACAAAAAUAUACGAUUUGUGGAGCUUCUCAUGUGGUCUGAUCAUCCAGAGUACCCAUUUCACGAUGACUACUAGAGGCUACAAGAAACUACUGUCAGAUCACAAAGUUAUCCUGUUCAUUUUGCUGUUUUUUAUUGUUCUUGGUAUAAAUUGAAAUUUAUUUUGGUAUAUAUGAAUAAAAGACAGUAUAUUCCUUGUAUUUUUAACAGGCCUUAGAAACAAAGCUGAUUGUAGUUAUUAUUUUACAAUGAAAUACAAAAUCCUGAUGUAGCCACUGAUGAACUGAACUUUGUUUUAUUUAUUUUUUUAAUCAAAAGCAUGUAAGACCAAUCUAUAUACAACUGGUUAACAAUGUUAUUAUUAUUUUGUAAGACAAACCAAUGCAUUUCUGUGAGUUGUAAAAUGAUCUGGAGAGAUAAGAAACAGUAAAGUUUGCCAAAAAGGUGACAAUGGUU
Notolabrus celidotus (New Zealand spotty) is the source of this 1602-nucleotide messenger RNA. Its product is annotated as aldo-keto reductase family 1 member D1-like. Gene Ontology annotation, biological process: bile acid biosynthetic process. Lineage: Eukaryota; Metazoa; Chordata; Actinopteri; Labriformes; Labridae. The transcript has 9 exons. The record is from RefSeq and is a predicted model, not a curated record. Gene Ontology annotation, molecular function: aldose reductase (NADPH) activity; Delta4-3-oxosteroid 5beta-reductase activity. Gene Ontology annotation, cellular component: cytosol. Bases 242 to 1222 code for a protein of 326 amino acids.